AUGUGUCUGGUGUGCACAUUCCAGGAUGACUUGGUCAGAGCGCGUGAAAGCGCGCUGUGGCGUUGGCAGCCUGAUGGCUGCAACCUCUUCGAUUUUCGGCCAGCGCGGUUGCAGCAAGAGCACAAUGUCAGCUCGCUGCUGGCGAAUCUGGGGCAGAGGAAGAUCAUCUUUGUGGGGGACUCGCUUGUGCUAGAGCAGUACUUGUCUCUGGAGGGUCUGCUGGGGAGUGAAAUCGUGGGCGCCAAUGAGGAGUUUGUGCACAUCAACGGGCGGCUGCACAACUCCCAGGCAGCCAGCUUCAUGACACGCACUGGGCUGCAGGUGCACUUCGUGAGGAGUGACUACCUUGUCAACAAGGAGACCAUGCAGAUCGACACCCCUCAGGCAGUGGGAGCUGCAGGAAGUCCAGUCAGCGCGCCUCACCACGCUAUGACAAACAGCACACCUCAUAAUGUGAUUACUAACAGCGCGCCUCAGUACGUGAUGACUAACACGAGUCACCUCGUUUAUGGCAGCACGCCCUGGGCGCACAUGCUGGCCCACCCAAAUUCGCACCUGGUGAUAUCAACAUCCGCACACUGGGCCACAACCAGGGGCACCGGCCCCGGCAGGCACGCUGCAGCGGUGCAGACCGUGGCGCGCCACCUGGCGGCCAACUUCAAGGGUGAGCGGGUGUUUGUUCGCGCAUCCGUGCCCGGCCACCCGCAGUGCCACCUGGCGCAGGGGCCGUACAGCGAUGCGCUGUAUGCACAUGAGGCCAGCUGGCACAACUGGGGCGAGUUUGCUGCUCACAACGACGCAUGGCGGAACGCGCUGAGAGCUCUCAAUGACAGCAGGUUUGUGUUUUUGGAUGUGGAGCCGUUGACACGCGCGCGACCGGACGGGCACCUGCGGCCGGGGUCGCCGGAUUGCCUCCAUUAUUGCCUGCCAGGGGUGAUUGACUAUUGGACGCUGCUUCUCGCCAGCUUCUGGAUGUCCUGUCGAUCUUGA
Coccomyxa subellipsoidea C-169 is the source of this 990-nucleotide messenger RNA. RefSeq lists its product as hypothetical. Bases 1 to 990 code for a protein of 329 amino acids. NCBI's taxonomy places the organism in Eukaryota, Viridiplantae, Chlorophyta, Trebouxiophyceae, Coccomyxaceae. The record is from RefSeq and is a predicted model, not a curated record. Gene Ontology annotation, molecular function: O-acetyltransferase activity. The transcript has 7 exons.